GACCCUCUGGAUGAGAUGGGUGAAAAAGGGUUGCGGCCUUCGUCGGUUCUCUUCUUUCUCAAAGAUCCUCCUUGUGCCAUGACAGCCCUUCUUCACUCCAUCUCCGCCCACCCGAGCUCCAAACCCCCGGACGCCACCGUCACCAGAUGUAAGCCACGCUUCCUCUCCCAUCUCCCAAACCUCCCUUCUCUCUCCCUCAACAAUGGCUUCUCCAGGGUCUUGGCCUCGCCCCCCGUCGCCCUCCCCCCUAAGGACGCCGCCUCCUUGUCCCUCCCCAGCUGGAGGAACGGCAAGAACGAAUCGAGAAUCAAGGAGGUCCGGCUCCACGACGCCUUCCUUCACCUGGAGCACAUGGUGGGGAAGGGGCACAGGCCCGACGCCGCCCAGGCCACUCAACUCGUCUACGAUCUCUGUAAGUCCAACAAGAUCCGGAAGGCCAUUCGCGUCAUGGAGCUGAUGGCCAGCUCUGGAACCACCCCCGAACCCUCCACCUACACCUUCCUCGUGAAUCAGCUGUGCAAGAGGGGCAACGUCGGCUACGCGAUGCAGUUGGUUGAUAAAAUGGAGGAGCAUGGGUGCCCCCCCACCACCAUCGUCUACAAUUCCCUGGUCAGGGGCCUCUGCAUCCACGGCAAUCUGCAGCAGAGCUUGCAGCUUUUGGAGAGACUGAUGCACAAGGGGCUCAUCCCCAAUGUGUUCACUUACUCUUUCUUGCUCGAAGCAGCCUACAAAGAGAGAGGGGCGGAUGAGGCGGUGAGGCUACUGGAUGAGAUCAUCGCCAAAGGCGGGAGGCCUAAUCUCGUCAGUUACAAUGUUCUUCUUACUGGAUUCUGCAAGGAAGGUCGGUUGGAGGACGCAAUGCAGUUCUUCAGGGGGUUGCCAUCCAAGGGUUUUCGACCAAAUGUCGUCAGCUACAAUAUUCUUUUAAGGAGUCUGUGUUACCAAGGGCGGUGGGAGGAGGCAGAGGAGCUCUUGUCUGAGAUGGGCGAGAAGAAUUGCGACCCUAGCAUCAUAACAUACAAUAUCUUGAUCGGUUCACUCGCUUAUCAUGGUCGGACGGAACAAGCAGUUGACAUCUUGGAGGAGAUGGCAAGGAAUGGGUUUAAGCCCGUAGCCGCGAGCUAUAACCCCAUAAUUGCUCGGUUCUGCAAGGAGGGAAAACUGAACAUGGUUCUCGAAUGCCUGGACAUGAUGCAUAGGCAUUGUACUCCUAAUGAAGGCACUUACAAUGCAAUCGCGGUGCUCUGUGAAGAAGGGAAGGUGGAAGAUGCAUUCUCCAUAUUGCAAAGCUUGGGCAAUAAGCAGAAUGCUUCCAUGAAUGACUUCUACCGAAAUGUGAUAUCAUUCUUGUGUAAGAAAGGGAACACCUUUGCUGCUUUCCAGUUACUGCAUGAGACGACAAAACAUGGAUUUACUCCUGAUUCAUACACCAAUUCCUCCUUGAUCAGAGGUCUUUGCAUCGAGGGCAUGCUGGAUGAAGCCAUUGAGCUCUUCGAAGUGAUGGAGGAAAAUGGUAAUAAGCCUGAUAUAGACAACUACAACUCACUUAUUCUUGGAUUGUGCAAGGGUCAGCGGACAGAUCUGUCAUUUGAUAUAUAUGAAUCAAUGAUCGAGAAAGGUUAUGCGCCUAAUGAAACAACAUACACUAUCCUGGUUGAAGGACUUGCUCAUGAGGAUGAAGCAGAUUUGGCUGCAGAGGUGUUGAAAGAGUUGUACUCUAGAAACAUUGUGAGCCAAAAUACCAUGGAGAGGAUCACUAUGCAAUAUGACUUGGACUAAUUUUUGGUACAUGUGGUUGCAGUUUAAGCAGUUGACCAGCUCUUGGUAAAGGAUGUGUUGCUAGGUUUUGGAACCUGAACUUAUGUGAAUCUUCUGUUAUCAAGCACAUAUAUCUUGACGUCAAUCACAAUCUGAGUGCCAUUAUCAUGAUGAGUGUGAUUGUACCAAAAUCUCUCUACUAUUAGCUACGCUUUAGUUCCUGGCUUUCUACUUCUAUGCUGAUCAUUCAUUCUGAAGGAAACUUUUGUUGCA
Messenger RNA from Musa acuminata AAA Group (dessert banana), 2031 nucleotides. Its product is annotated as pentatricopeptide repeat-containing protein At1g79080, chloroplastic-like. The record is from RefSeq and is a predicted model, not a curated record. Gene Ontology annotation, molecular function: protein binding. Lineage: Eukaryota; Viridiplantae; Streptophyta; Magnoliopsida; Zingiberales; Musaceae. The coding region runs from base 16 to 1779 and encodes 587 amino acids. The transcript has a single exon.